Molecule: messenger RNA, 2568 nt
Organism: Aspergillus thermomutatus
Lineage: Eukaryota; Fungi; Ascomycota; Eurotiomycetes; Eurotiales; Aspergillaceae
Exons: 1
Coding region: 1-2568 (855 amino acids)
Source: RefSeq, a predicted model, not a curated record
AUGCCGGCGUUGGCCACCGUGAUCGCGGUGGCUGCUGUGUGCGCCGCCCUUUUCAUGGUCUCCGUGGUGGUGGGAACACUCGUCUGGAUAAAAGCCCGCGGGGAGCGACGUUCACUAAAAGCAGUCAGUGCGGGUCAAGGUCGGUACGCUAGGCAGUUGCAAGCAUUCGAAGCCGAUACGGCGACAUCACUGUCCCGGGAGGAGGGUUCUGCGCUGAGACUAUACGGACAACUACCAUACGGAAAGCCAAAUGAAUGGGGCGUUUUAGCCAGUCGAGAAAGCCUCGCUUAUUCCAUCGUGGACUCAGAAGCUUCUUCUCAACUCGCUGAAAAGGCUCGUUCGCUGCGCCGUUCGCUUUCACGAUCAAAAUCAACCCGGCAGCUGAAAGGUCUGCUCAGACCUCGGCCUCCGAGUCCCCUUGCUCCACUUGCAGAGGCAGCCGAGAGACCCUGUGAUAAAGCGUCCAGGGCCAAAGACCAUGUAUCCGUCUCGGCAGUCGAAGGUGCCCUUGAAUUACCGACAGAGAUGACACCCAGACACACACCGGAAAAGGCAGAGGAAAGAAGCAUUGCCGAACCAUCAAUCCGGCCCCUGUCAGCGGCGAUGCCUUUGAUGCAUAGGAGAGAGCGUUCGGGCAACCUCUUCCCAGUUAUGGAAGACCAUCAUGAAGGGUUCGAGCUUCCUUUUACUCGAGUACGAGGUGGAAGCAUUACGACCCAGACAGCCGGUGCCAUCCCAGAACAGCCGGUGCCGCCCCCGCCGUCUGCUUAUCCCCCGAACCGAUUCCGCCUUUCGAAGAACGAUUCGAUGCGGUUCUCAUCGUUGAGUCUCGAGACGGCGGACAGCUCCAUCUUGGACGACAGCCGGAGAACUUCAACUGCUAUCGAGAGUGAUUUCACUUCACCAGCACUGCCUCCCUGCCCAACUUUCACACCCUUCAGCGCCAACGAUGUCGGCCGGAUGGAAUUCGAGCGGCGAAAUUUCGCAGCAUCAAACUCAGCAUAUCCUGCACCAUUCAUCUUUCCUGCCACAUCGCCUACUCGUGAAGCUCUGAGGCUGGAACCAAACCGUACGUCGCCUCGCCGCAGCUUGACUGCACGCAGUCCUAGCCAAACAGAGCGCGUCAGCCCUCCUCCAAGGAGAAGUGAAUCUCUUUGCUCCAAUCAGUCCAGAAAGGAGGUCAUCUCCAUGCCGCACCUAGACCCGAACAUGACCCCGCAUCUGAGUGCAACAGGCCACAGCGGCUCGCUGCUGCCUUACUUCAGUCAGUUGCAGCGGCACUCCAUGUACGCAAGUAGGCAUACCGAUGGGGAUCCUUUCUACGGUGGCCUGACGAGUUCGCAUAUCUCAAUUCACCCCCCUCGAGCCCCCGCAAGGAGGGUUAGCAGUCUCUAUGUGCCAGAAAUCUCUACACAGGUUAGCUCAGACAAUGCUUCUAAGCCACCAUUGACCUCCGCCUUGAAGGGUACCCAUGGUCAUCGAAAAGGCCACAGGCGUCAGAACUGCGUCAGAAUCUCAAUCCACCCUCCCAUCACCUUUGGGGGUCCUGCGUUCUCUCCAAUGGCCGAAGAGCCCGAGGAGUUGGAAGACCUGAGCCUGCGCAGACCAGAGGCUCCUGGUCCGACUAGCUACAAUGUUCCCUCGAUCAAUCCAAGUGUUGUCACUUUCUCCGCGAACAAACAUAACUCGUACGACUUCCAAAGGCCCCGGCCACGAAUCAUGGAUGUCUCCUCUACUCCCUACGGAAGUCCAACUAAGAAAAGAAAGCAUAGCAGAGCUGACUCGAGCGACGAUUUCCUGAGCCCUGCGGGGAACGACAAGACUCUACCAGAAAUCAUGACAUCUCUACCGUCCAGCAACGAUGGUUCUCUAUCACAGACACCGUCUCCCGAAAAGAAUGCCCCAGCCUGGGUACUUCCCGUCCACGCAAGCUCGCCGACAUCCCGCGAGAAUGCAUCGCCGCAAACUAGUCCGCGUCGUUCGGCAGUCAAGGGGCCACGCAUACAGCCAAGUAAGCUGAUGCACAACAACAACCCUCCCUCUAUAGUUCCUCUCGAGGAGAACGGUAUUUCUUCGACACAACAAGGCUCCUCAAGCAAUCGCCCUCUUUCUUUGAGGCCGCACAGCAGUAGCAAAGAUAUUGCUACUGCUAAGGAUCUUUUGCCACACGACGAAAGUGACGCUGCCGCUCUUGACAACACGCAUCAUUGCAACCACAAAAACAACAUUCCGCAGCAGCAAGACCAAGAGGAUCUCUCAUGCGGCGUGCACAAAACGCCGAGCACGCGCAGCGGCAAUAUGGUUACCAUCUGGGAAGACAAUGAUACAGAACGAAUGGCUCAGCCUAUAGCUCGUACAACCCAGCCCAAGGGUUCUGCAUCAUCCCCAAAGAAAAUCGGUCGCAAAGGCAGUCAGAAAACAACGUCAGAUGACAGGAUGUCGCGCAAGUCAAGCCAAAAAACACCCAAACAAGGCAUCACGACGCCUACUGGGAAGACAAUAGGACUCGGAAUCGGCGCUGCAACUCCUGGAAGUUUAUACGAUGGAGACGGUUUUCUAAAAGAAUAG